Messenger RNA from Panicum hallii, 908 nucleotides. Its product is annotated as probable ribosome biogenesis protein RLP24. NCBI's taxonomy places the organism in Eukaryota, Viridiplantae, Streptophyta, Magnoliopsida, Poales, Poaceae. The record is from RefSeq and is a predicted model, not a curated record. Gene Ontology annotation, cellular component: nucleolus. Gene Ontology annotation, biological process: ribosomal large subunit biogenesis. Bases 185 to 685 code for a protein of 166 amino acids. The transcript has 4 exons.
CUUGGUUGCCUUCCUCUCCCAGCCGGCCGCGCGCACCGGCGUUGCGGCUCCUCUCAGCUAGGGUUCGCCUCUCCGCCGCCGCCCUCGUCUUCGCUUGCAGCCGCGACCGGAUCGAGCCUGCAAGGUCGCUCCAAGUCGAGUGUUUCGACAAGAUACGUUUAGUGGAAGCCGGUAGGGCGGCGCCAUGAGGUUGGAGAAGUGCUGGUUCUGCUCCUCCACCAUCUACCCCGGCCAUGGCAUCCAGUUCGUCCGCAACGACGCCAAGAUCUUUCGCUUUUGCCGAUCAAAGUGUCAUAAAAAUUUCAAGAUGAAGAGGAAUCCUCGUAAGGUUAAGUGGACAAAAGCAUACAGGUCCUUGCAUGGCAAGGACAUGACCAAGGAUUCGACCUUUGAGUUUGAGAGGAAGAGGAACAGGCCUGAGCGCUAUGAUCGGAACAUGACCGAGCAAACUCUAAAGGCCAUCCCUCUUAUUACAAAGAUUAGGCAUGAACGUCUGAAGAAGCACAUUACAGACAGACACAAACCUGGUAAAAAGAAGGAGCUGGAGAGAGAUAACAAGGAGCUGGAGCAGGACAUCAACAUGCUUCCAAAGAAGCUUAUCAGUAACGAGGCAGCUGAGAAAACGAAGGUCAAGGUCAAGGUCAAAGUUGUUCAGCAGCAGACGGAAGAUCGGAUGGAAGAGUAGCCGAAUGGUAGUGUUGCUUGUGUUCAUGUCGUAUGCAGACCUUUUCUUCUGAGUUUCUUGAGAUUGUCCUGGUGCUAUGUAGUCCAUGGAAGAUGUUAACAUUUGUGGACCGAGUAUAAGAAAGUUUUGCAUGUGGUGGCAGACCUAUACUGGAGUGGAGUCAAAAGGAUGUAUGAGAUGAAUUCACUUUAUGAUGCUUGGCCGGGCGAUUUUAACUUUUCUA